Danio rerio (zebrafish) is the source of this 1633-nucleotide messenger RNA. Lineage: Eukaryota; Metazoa; Chordata; Actinopteri; Cypriniformes; Danionidae. The record is from RefSeq and is a predicted model, not a curated record.
CUCCACACUGUUAUAAAGAUGGUGUUUAUUAAAGAGGAGAGUGAAGAUGUGAAGAUUGAAGAAACAUUCACAGUCAAACAGGAAGAUCUGCAGGAACAAACAGACCGGAUGGUGCUAAAGGAAGAGACUCAUGAACAGAAUGAAAUAGAUGAGAAACUGCUGUUUGAGAAACCACAAGAAAUAACAACUGAUGAAAAACCCACACUGACUAAAAAGACUUCAUCACAUGGAAGACCUCGGAAAUCCAAAUCUGGGUGUAAUUUUAGCUGUAAACAGUGUAGAAAGAGUUUCAAUCAAAAGUCAAACCUUCAUGUUCACUUGAGAGUUCACACAUGGGAGAAACCUUACACCUGCAAACAGUGUGGAAAGAGUUUUAGUCAAAUACAAGGCUUUAAAGUCCACAUGAGAAUUCACACUGGAGAGAGUAAGUUCACAUGCCAAGAGUGUGGAAAAAGCUUCUAUCAUGCUGGAAACUUUGCAGCACACAUGAGAAUUCACACCGGGGAGAAGCCUUUCAGCUGUAAGCAGUGUGGAAAGAGUUUCAGUCAAAAGCCAAACCUUGAUAUUCACAUGAGAAUUCACACUGGGGAGAAGCCUUUUAGCUGUAAACAGUGUGGAAAGAGUUUCAGUCAAAAGUCACACCUUGAUAUUCACAUGAGAGUUCACACAGGGGAGAAACCUUACACCUGCGAACAGUGUGGACAGAGUUUUAGUCAAAAACAAAGCUUUAAAUCCCACAUGAGAAUUCACACUGGAGAGAGGCCAUACACAUGUCAACAGUGUGGAAAAAACUUUCGUCAUGCAAGAAACUUGGCAGCGCACAUGAGAAUUCACACUGGAGAGAAGCCUUUCAGCUGUAAACAGUGUGGAAAGAGUUUCAGUAAAAAGGCGAACCUGAUUGCUCACAUGAGAGUUCACACUAGGGAGAAACCUUACACCUGCGAACAGUGUGGAAAGAGUUUAGGUAAAAAACAAGACCUUUACAUCCACAUGAGGAUUCACACUGGAGAGAAACCUUACACAUGCACAGAGUGUGGUAAAAGUUUCCCACAUAUAACCACACUCAAACACCAUGUGAGAACUCACACUGGAGAGAAGCCAUUUGCAUGUGCUCAGUGUGGAAAGAGCUUCACAACCAAAGCUAGCCUCAAGAACCACAUGAAUUGUCACACUGGAACCAUAGUGUUCACAUGUGAUCAGUGUGGAAAGAGUCUCACACGCAAAGACUCCAUUAAGAAACACAUGAAGAUUCACUCAGGAGAGGAUCAUUUUAGAUGCAGUGAGUGUGGAAAGGGCUUUAAGCGUAAAAGAAGCCUCAACACUCACCUAAAGCUUCACAAUGGAGAGCAGAGUCCUCAAAAUUGAGGCCUUGUCCACACAAACACGGGUUUAUUCAAAACGGCAGCUUUUUCAUGUAGUUUGGCUGUUCAUUCAAGUGAAGAUUAUUUAUAAACUACUUUCGAGAGGAUCACAUCCUUAGCUAAAACAUGAUUCACAAAUUACAUCAUCCUUUGUUAUAAAGCAGUGUCUCACAGACAGUACUUUGGUUUAAGUUACUUGAAGACAGACAAGUUAACAUCACAGCUGAGGCACUGCACUAUUCAUUGUCUUCAAUAAAGUCUUCACCCCGUAA